Cynoglossus semilaevis (tongue sole) is the source of this 1520-nucleotide messenger RNA. RefSeq names its product ADP-ribosyl cyclase/cyclic ADP-ribose hydrolase 1-like. Gene Ontology annotation, molecular function: phosphorus-oxygen lyase activity; NAD+ nucleosidase activity, cyclic ADP-ribose generating. Gene Ontology annotation, cellular component: plasma membrane. The record is from RefSeq and is a predicted model, not a curated record. The coding region runs from base 140 to 1111 and encodes 323 amino acids. Gene Ontology annotation, biological process: positive regulation of B cell proliferation. Lineage: Eukaryota; Metazoa; Chordata; Actinopteri; Pleuronectiformes; Cynoglossidae. The transcript has 8 exons.
GUUUUUCUUUUUUUUUUUUAGGUCGAAGGACAAUCAGAUCCCACACACACUGUAAACACCUGCUUUUGAUAUUUGAAAGAAUGUAACAGUUGGACCUGAUCCCAAACUGAUUGAAGGUUUUCUUUUCACAGUGGAGAAAAUGGAAUCAUGUUCAGACAUGAAUCCUCAUUUCCCGGCAGUGACCUUUACGAAGAUCAGCCUGAUUUCGUGUUCCAUCCUGUCCCUGAUUGGCCUGGCUCAAAUGAAGUCACAGCUCGGCACCACCCCCAACAUCAGGGACAUUGUGGUGGGACGGUGUUACGUUUACAACGCUCUGAUUGAUCCCAGUUUAAGGUUGGACUGUGUGAAGAUGUGGAGACAGUUUGAGGACGCGGUGGUCCUUCAGUCCUCAUGUAACGUGACUGUGGACUAUCUACCAAUAUUUUACACCGUUCCACAGAGUGGACCAUGUCACAGAUCUCUUUUCUGGAGUAAAACCAGGAAGCUAAUGCACAGCUACGCCGCUGCUGUCGGAACCUUCUGGACCCUGGAGGACACACUGAUUGGCUUCCUGUUCAACGACCUCCACUGGUGCGGACAACACAAAAAUCCUGGGUUUGAUUUCAGCUCAUGUCCCAUGUGGUCCACGUGCAGGAACCAUCCGAUGUACUCCCUGUGGAGACAGGCCUCUGAGAGUGUGAGCGCAGUGACCGCACGCAUCCUCGUACAACUCUGUGAAUUAUUGCCCCUGUGCGACUUCCCCCGCUCACUCACUCUCUCAUCACUGCUGCAGUUUGCAGAAACGGCGUGUGGCAACGUCACCGUGCUGCUGAACGGCUCCAUUGUCAACGCCUUCGACAGGAACAGCAUGCUGGGAAGUGUUGAAGUCAACGGUCUCAGACCAGAGAAGGUGGAAUACGUGAACAUUAAAGUGGCGGCUGAUCAACAGGGGCCGUACAUAGAAUCUUGUCAUCGAGGCUCCGUCUUAGACCUGAUCCAGAUCCUCCAGUCCAGGGGUUUCCAGUGGACCUGCACAGACAGUGAUCAGUGUCGUCACUUGUUUCCACAGAACCCUGACGAUUCUCCAGUGCAUCCAGGAUCCGACAGAACCAACGUGUCGGACUUAUUUUAACAGCCUGGAACAAGGGAAGUGUUCUGUGUCUGACUGAUGCAGCCCAACUCCAAAAUCCAUGUUGGACCAGCUGCCUGUGUCGGGGUCUGACCUCUGACCCACAGAAAGUGGAUCUCUGUUCUCUGGUUAUAUUUAGCGGCUCACGAGACGGGGACAUAAUUCAUAUGUCAGUUUGGCAAAAACACAGACUCAGGCCAGACUUCAAAUCUGAUCACACACACUGUUUUAGAACAGAAAAAACAGUGGUCUGACUUUAUUAAAGAACCCUGUUUGAAUGGAAAACCUCACCUUUUGUUACACAGCAUUUCUCAACAUGUUGAAAUGUCUGAUUUUCUUCUAAUGCAUAAUAGUUACUGGCUGACUGACUGACUGACUGACUGGCUGACUGACUGACUGACUGAAUGACUGA